AUGAGUUCUAUGAAAUUCCUUCAAAAGGAGGCAAUUAAACGAUAUUAUGAUAUGUACAAUAAAGAAGUAACAGAAUUUUUCCAAAUUGGACAAUCUUGGGACUAUAGUGUACGGUCAUCACGAGUACAUUCUUCAAGCCAAGUAAGUUAUGUAGAACGCACACAUGAUGAACCACAAGGAGGAGAAGAAGAAGAACUUGAAUCGGAUGAUGAUGAUGAUGAUACAGUUGGUAGUUAUUGGACAGGAGUUGAAAAACGUAUUUUUUUCAAAUUAUUAUCAAGAUAUAGUAUACACCGUAUAACUGAAUGGAGUCAUAUACUUCAUGAUAAAUCAAUAUUUGAAAUAAUGGAAUAUUAUAAGAUUUUACAAAAAAAUUUAAAACAAUUACGUCGACAAAAAUUUAAAGGUUUAGUUAAAAUUGCAGAUAUGGAUAUUGCUUAUGAAAUGGAUGAACAAUUCAUUGAUAUGGAAGAAUAUAUGAGUACGAAGCCAAUAAUUGAAACUAAAGAACCCGGUGAUAUUGUUGAACAAAAUGUUAAUAGUGAAUUAAUUGAUAUUAAUAAUUGGAAGAAACGAUGGGAUUUGAUAUAUAGUAAGAGUCAUCUUGAAGAAAUUCAAACAAUAAGACGUCAAAAUAUAUCAAUUGAUAAACAAAGUAUUCAAUAUAUGGAACUUUUAAUAAAACAACAAUUACGUCGAUUAUUAUGGUAUACAAUAUUACCUGAAAUUCAAAAUAAAAAAAUUUCAAAACGAUCAUUAAGAGAAUUCCUUAUUAAGGAAGAUGAAUCUAAUAAAAAUAAAAGACAUAAACCACAAAAGGACGAUGAUGAAAUCAUUGAAAUAUACCAUUCACAUAAGAAGAAGAAAAAUAAAAAAAACGAUCAAUUAACUAUUUAUCCAACGGUUAUUACUUCCACAGAAGUCGAUAAAGCCAUUACAAUCAUGAAGAAUGAACGCAAUACUAAACAUACUCAAACGUUAGGUGAAAGUGUUAUGGAUACCAUUAAUAAAUAUGAAAUUCAUUAUCGACCACUUGAUGGUAAUAUCUUUAGAAAACGUAGUGUUCGUGAAAGCAUUAUUCCCGAGAUGGUCCACCAAACCACUUCACUAAUGACCAACAAUAACAACGAUAUUGAUCAUGAUUUACUGGAGCCCUUUGCACCGACACAGACUACUCUCGAUCACUUGGAAUACGAUAAAUUAUAUGCCAUACCAUCGGAAAACCGCGAGGCACGUGAUGACGAGCUCGACGCGGCCACCGACGCACGUGACACCGAGCUCUCCUCCCAAAUCUGCCAAACAAUCUAUUCCUUCAUACUGAAAAGAUGA
Molecule: messenger RNA, 1329 nt
Organism: Maudiozyma saulgeensis
Lineage: Eukaryota; Fungi; Ascomycota; Saccharomycetes; Saccharomycetales; Saccharomycetaceae
Source: the annotation of a GenBank genome assembly